This is a messenger RNA of Pestalotiopsis fici W106-1, 312 nucleotides long. RefSeq lists its product as uncharacterized. The record is from RefSeq and is a predicted model, not a curated record. Gene Ontology annotation, molecular function: long-chain fatty acyl-CoA binding. Bases 1 to 312 code for a protein of 103 amino acids. NCBI's taxonomy places the organism in Eukaryota, Fungi, Ascomycota, Sordariomycetes, Amphisphaeriales, Sporocadaceae. Gene Ontology annotation, biological process: fatty acid metabolic process. The transcript is spliced from 2 exons.
AUGGCUCUGAGCGAAGCUUUCAACACCGCCGUCGCUGACAGCAAGAAGCUGACGGCCAAGCCCUCCAACGACGAGCUUCUCGAGCUCUACGCUCUCUUCAAGGUCGCCAACGGCGAGGACUUUAGCAAGGCUGCCAAGCCCGGCAUGUUCGACCUCAAGGGCAAGGCCAAGUACGCCGCCUGGCAGAAGGAGGUCGAUGACAGCACGACCCCAGAGCAGGCUCAGGAGAAGUACGCCGCCCUUGUCGAGACCCUCAAGAACAAGUAUGGCUACGACGCCAACAAGACCCCCGAGGACGUUGGUACCUCUUAG